Messenger RNA from Trichogramma pretiosum, 3653 nucleotides. RefSeq names its product tudor domain-containing protein 7-like. Bases 380 to 3574 code for a protein of 1064 amino acids. The record is from RefSeq and is a predicted model, not a curated record. The transcript is spliced from 14 exons. Lineage: Eukaryota; Metazoa; Arthropoda; Insecta; Hymenoptera; Trichogrammatidae.
UAGGCUGCAUUAAGUGGGGGAAACGAGAUUGAUUUCGUACGAUUCAUCGAUUAGCAAUUUGCUUAUCAAGCAAAUGAAUUAUUUAUAUAUUGAUAAACUUUGGUAGCUCGCUCGAAUUGAAUGGGAAUCGAAUUAAACGUGUUUUUUGUAGUGGGAAUUAUACUUUUUAUCAGCUUUGGUUUCACGAACAAAAAAUUGAAUUAUACUGAAUGGUACUUCUUGCUUGCACAUUGCUUUGUGUUCUCUAUAUCCCAUUCAAACACUUUACGUGGUGACGAAAGGGAUCAGACGGCAUAAGUUUAAUGGGCGGACAAGUGUACAUUCCUCGUUGAAGGCAAAUUAUAAAUAAUACAAUUUGCUGCAUUCAUCUCCAGUUACAAUGGUGGUAACGAAUAAGGAUGAGUUUGCCAAUUGGGCUUCGAUUAUAAGAUCGUGCGCUCUCACCUCUAAAACUCCACUAACUUUCGCUGAAAUCAAUCGCGAUGUUAAAAUGCUUGAAGGCAAAGAUAUCCCAUUUCAGUCAUUGGGUUUUCGCACACUCGAAGAUAUGUGCCGAGAGAUAAAAAAUGCCCAAGUAGUUACUCACAUGGGCAAGAGAGCAUUGCGGGUAAUGGCUACCGCUGAAACGGCUCAUAUUAUGGAUAUGGUGUCGAAGCAAAAGUCAAAAAAAAAGAAGCCACUACGCACGAUUCCCCAACGUUUUAAUCGACCUCCACUAAUGUCACGAAGACCACCAGGUGUAGGGCAACGCAGCAAUGCACCAUACAACUCUUACACCAACCGAAAUAAUUAUGGAUUCAAUAAGAAUUAUAAUAAUUCUUAUCAAAGCAGGUCACAAAGUGUUUCUAUUAGUAGAAAUGAGCCAUACAAACAUCCUCCAAAGUUUCAACCAUUUUCAUCAUUGGGAAAUCAGAUAUCUCAGAAUUCACAUCAGCCGGCAUUGAAAUCCUCCACGACUACAUCAACAUCUACACAAGGAAAAUCGGUGCACUUUUCACCACCCUUGUCAGCUAAAUCUACUAAAUCUGAACCAGAUAAAUCUUCAGUACCUGCAUCAACUGUUGCUGCAUUGCCUUCUAAGAUAUCAUCAAUACAGCAAAGGCUAAAUGCUGUUAAAGUUUCAGCACCCACACCACCUCCACCAUUGAUGCAAGUUUCUGUUCCGGAACCAACAACACAAUCGUCAGUUCAACAAAGGCUACAAGUUGUGAAGGAAAAAUCUUCUUACUCAUUGUACCUUGAUGACAAAAUUGAUCCAAGACUGAGAUUAGCAAAGUAUUGUGAAUCGAAAAAUCUGAAAGCACCCGUUUACAAUGAUAGAAGUACAUCUACAGGAUUCUUAGCUUCAGUUGCAGUUGGAUCUUCCAAACACUCCUCAUAUCCUCUAGAAACAAAAUCAGCUGAAGAAGCACAAAAACUUGCAGCUCAAGCAGCUUUAAAUGCAGUAUUGAAAAAAAAUGAUGAUGCUCUUGCAGUUACAUCAGAUAGGUCUCUGAUAAUUAGUAGAAUAGCUGACAUGGUAGACAAUCAUCCUAGUGGAGUAUUCGAACAUUGUUUGAGUGAGGAAUAUUGCCAAAAAUACUAUGAAACACUUCCAACUAAUUGGGUAAAGUUAGUUGAGCAGGCUGUUGCUGUUGAUGUUGGAGCUAACAACAUGAUCAUACUCAGUCCUCAGAACAGGAACAACACUGGUGUUAAUCGACAACCGAUUAGUCGAUCAAUACAUCCAGGAUUACUAGAAUUACCAAGUUCUGAUGAAUUUUAUGUUCAUAUUUAUGCUGUAUAUGAUACAACUUACAUAUCAGGUGUAAUUAUUGAUGAAGAAUACAGCGACCAAAUAGUAACAUUGGCUGAAGAUAUGAAACUGUAUUAUGAUCAAGAUAAGACAGGUCCAGUUACAGUUAUUCCUAAUGAAUAUUAUGCUGUCUAUGAAGCUGAAGCUGAAGCUUGGCAUCGAGUACGGUGUUUAGAAAGUAAUCCAGAUAAGAAUUCUGCAACAAUCUUUUUUAUCGAUCGGGGAGACAAAGAUGAGUUUCCAUAUUCACGCUUCCGGACUUUGCCAUCAAAGUUUUGUGAUCUGCCAGGACAAGCAGUACGAAUAGUAUUAAAAGGUUUUGAAAAUCUUGCAGAUUGUAAAGUGACUACUAAUGUACUAGAAGAUUUACUAGUAGAGAAAGACGUGAUUGUUUGUGGUGCUUACCCUUGUACUAAAUUUACCGAUAAAUAUUCACAAACUAUUUCUGCACAAUUAUAUUUGGGUGAAGAUGAAAAAAGUGAUUUAACCAUCUUACUUCAUAACAAAAUUGCUGAUCCAUCUCUUCUUAUGAGCUUGGAGAAAACUGUAUCACAAGUACAUAUUGUACAUGUAGAGGAUAAAACAGUAUUCAUAAACUUCAUUUAUUCAGGUUUUACAAUUCUAGAAGAAUUGAUGAAUAAUAUAACAAAAGAAAUGUCUAAUAAUCCGGCCUUGAUAGUAAGACCAACAAAAUUAAAAACUGAUGAAAUCUACAUUGCGCAAAGUCCAAUUGAUAAAAAAUGGUAUAGAGUUAAAGUAACACAACAAUUUAAUUCUGAAGAAUUUGAAAUUUGUUGCAUUGACGUUGGUAAUAAAUGCAGAGCCAGACGCAACAAUUUAGUAUUACUUGAUAAUAUAAGUUCAGGAUUUAUUUUAAAAAAUUUUCCAAGCCAGGCUGUACAAUGUCGCCUACACAAAGUAUCACCCAUUGACUUUAACGAUGCAAUGGUUGAGCGUUUAAAAGAGCUGGCUAAGCCAACAGAUAAAUUUUACAUGAAAGUUAUAGAUGAUCGUACAGAAUUAACUGUUGUUGAAUUUUAUAUACGCACGGAAAGCAACUAUUUAGCUUCAUUGAAUGAUACAUUAGCUUUGGAACCCCAAAUUAGCCCCCGAGAUAAUAACAACAAUCCUAAUAAUCGACCAAAUAAAGACAAAAUGCCAAAGUCAAUAUUAAAGUCUCCUGAAAUUCCAAAAAUAGGUGGCUACAUUGAUGUUCAUGUCUCAAUGGCAGCUCACCCUGGUAGUUUUACAAUUCAACCUCUUGAUUCUGCUGUACAAUUACAGAGGAUGAUGGAUGAAUUAUUCAGAGUUUGUCGGUCUUACACUGGACCUGCUGUCACGCCUUUUAACUUGGAACUUGGUACAAUGUAUGCUGCAAAAUGCGAAGACAAUCGUUGGUACAGAGCGUACGCCUGUAAGAUAAUUAGUAAAACAAUGUGUGGUGUAUAUUUUUGCGACUAUGGAGACUACAGAGCAAUUGAUAUUGAGCGAUUGCAACCACUUCAAGAUCAAUUUUAUGAACUACCAUCUCAAGCUAUUAAAGCUAAAAUACAUGGUAUUAUGCCUCAUUUGAAAGGUGACUGGUUAGUUAAAGAUGCGAUUAGAUUUAACGAAUUGGUAGUAUCAAAAAAUUUAGUGGUACUCGUAAAAAGUUACGAAGAAAAUCCCAUUCCAGGCCAAUCAUAUAUUGGUGUAGAACUAAUUGAUACCAGUACAGCAGAUGAUAUUUAUAUCAGUCAAAUAUUGAUUCAAGAAGGAAGGGCCGAAAAAGUAGAAUGAUAUUUAAGAUUUUCAUCUAUAAUCUAGUUUUGAGCUUUAUUUUUGUAUUUAUGAAUAAAUAUUUUUCAAAUAGCUAAAA